Molecule: messenger RNA, 761 nt
Organism: Aspergillus steynii IBT 23096
Lineage: Eukaryota; Fungi; Ascomycota; Eurotiomycetes; Eurotiales; Aspergillaceae
Exons: 4
Coding region: 334-687 (117 amino acids)
Source: RefSeq, a predicted model, not a curated record
AGACAAUCAGUUUCAUUUAUCUCAACAGUUCUAUUCCUGGUGAAGACUUGAAACUUCAAUGACUUGUUUUAUGGCUUCAGCAAGUCCUGAACCGCUUGUUGAAAAGGACGUUUGUGACAUCUUUCCCAUAUGAAGUAGAAGUUCCGCAUCCACGCCCUACAAGGGCGCUCCUGCCCAAAUAUUGAGAUUCGCGAGGUACGUACGCCCCGACAGUUAUUAUUACUCAGAAAGUCGCGCCUUCCUCGAGUACGGACAGUCAAACAAAAGGUGAGUAUCUCCCAGCAAGCUGGGGUAUCUUUUUCUUUGUUCCCAGCAAACAUCAAAAAUCCCACCAUGCCAGAUAAGUCAACUCAGACCUCGCCUCCCCCCUCCCCAAAGGCCCGCACCGCUGGACAAACCGGCGUGGAGACCGCCAGUUCUUCUAAGUCUCCACAGGAGACUUCUUCUUCCCGCCCACCCCCCGACCCUGAGGAGGCCGUCCCCCCUCCUCCACGGCCGCUGCCGACCCCCCGCCAGCCAGCCAUCGUCCCCCCUCCCCCGCCUCCGAGGGGGCUAGGCCUGCUAAGCAGGCAAGAAGAGUGCGUGCUCGGUGCCCCCAUCCGGGGUGCGGGGGUUGGGCACAUGAGGGGGCAUGCAAGCCCUUCUGCCGUUGGUGCAGAAGGCGCCAUUUGCCCCCCAUGUGCCUGACCUCCCGCUGGAGCAGACGUGAUGGCAGCACCGUCACUAUUAAUAUCAACCGGACGUUCCGUUGACAUUUUUUU